AUGGAGAGGAGAAUUGGCGGCUUGGACUUACACGCGAGAUUACAUCCAGGGGAUUGGAAGCCCUGCUUACAAAUGGGCUUGGCGGCGGCAAAGGAGGGGAAUAAAUCCGGAAAAGAUGUGGAAACAAAACGCACUCACUCGCGGGUUUGCCGGAGGGAUUCCUCUGGCAGUUGCGAGGAUGGCGUCACUCCCUUUUCAGUUGUUUCGGCCAAGAGAAGUAAUAAGCUUCGUGACAACUUUGUGAGGCCCGAGAAAAUGUCAACAAACAACGCCGUCCGCAGCCUUUUUUUUACAGCAAACCCGGAAGAAUGGGAUGAAGUCAUUGUUAUUUCACACUCACCGCAAGUUGCUUACAUUACAACCUCCUCAAAUCGUCAAGCCUCUGUUGUGGGCUUCUCUAAUGGUACGGCCCAUUCGGAGCGUAGGGAAGAGGAGAAUAUCUACAAGGGUAAUAACAAUGAUAAUAAUAGCAGGAACAAUUGUUCUAGGGGACGUUUGGUCUCUCGUAACAAUUCUUUGGAUGAAACUGUGGUGCAAGUUGAACAAAGAGCUGUUAGUUCACCCAGUGGUUUUGUUGUUUUUAAGCGACCUCCACCCCACUCUGAGUCAGCAAAAGUAGCCCCUUCACCGAGUAUUGACCAUUGUUCUCGAAAAGAGAGCUCUAAAGUUUCCAGCAGCCCUAUUCACCGAAAAACAGUCAUUGACAGAAGCAUGGAUGAAGAUGUCAACCGUCCCUUGCGGGGUUCUGUGGUUUCCGAAGGUUACAGGCAUUCAGUGACCGGGAGUGAGAAGGCCUCGACGUGCCCGAAGGGUCUUUCCCGGCGCAGCCUCUUGCCACUGAGGCUGGAAAGCAUCGACGUUACGGGGAUUCGGAAAAAGAGCGAUGCCAUUCAGCAAUGGCUCAACGAGGUUGAGAGGGAAAAAAAUCGGCGGGUGUUUCCAUUGAAUGCACGACGGCCGCGUUCCCCUGCACGAAAUCCGGUGGAGGAAUGA
Molecule: messenger RNA, 993 nt
Organism: Trypanosoma cruzi
Lineage: Eukaryota; Euglenozoa; Kinetoplastea; Trypanosomatida; Trypanosomatidae
Exons: 1
Coding region: 1-993 (330 amino acids)
Source: RefSeq, a predicted model, not a curated record